AUGCUGGGUAGUCGGUGGACCAGCCAUCUCCUGUUAUCCUCUUCGCCCCAUCUUCGGUCUCCAGUGCGACAUCUGAUGGACCUCCAUUCUGUAGUCUCCCACCUCAAAGCCUUGGCCCCUCCAGCCCUGGCCGAGAGCUGGGAUAAUGUGGGCCUAUUGGUGGAGCCCAGCCCUCCACAUCGGGUACAGAAACUAUUGCUGACCAAUGACCUGACGGAAGAGGUCCUGGAGGAAGCGGUAGGGAUGGGAGCCAACAUGGUCCUGUCCUAUCACCCUCCCAUUUUCAAGGCUCUGAAGCGUCUGACGGCCGGACACUGGAAGGAGCGCCUGGUGGUGAAAGCUUUGGAAAACCGUCUGGCCAUAUAUUCCCCACACACAGCCUGUGACGCGUUGAGUAAUGGUGUUAAUGACUGGCUGGGCAGGGCGCUGGGCCCAUGUGUGUCAGUGCCAAUCAGGGCCUGCACCUCCCUUUCUCACCCCGGUGGAUAUGACCACAUCUUGGAGUUUGGCCGUGAUGCCUCAGAGACCUUCUUGCCCAGGCUGCAAUCCCUGCAGGACGCCCGCGUGCGCACUUACCAGCUCUUGAACGAUACUGAAGGCAGUGUCCGCAUCCGCCUAAGCUGCUCCCAUGAUGCUUUGCGGCAGGCCCUGGCUAUUUUGUCAGAGAAGUCGAGUCUACGUGAUAGUGUAGAGCUCAUCGCACUGCAGAAGACCCCCCUACUGGACACAGGCAUGGGGCGUCUCUGUACUCUGUCUGAGCCUGUGUCCAUUUCUACAGCCGUGGAACGCGUCAAACAUCACUUGGGAUUGGCGCACGUCCGUCUGGCACUGGGAAAGAGGAAGACUCUAGAAUCCUCUGUUAGUGUGAUGGCCGUGUGUGCUGGAUCAGGAAGCAGCAUCCUCAGCGGAGUCCCUGCUGAUCUCUACCUGACAGGUGAAAUGUCCCAUCAUGAAGUGCUGGACGCGGUGGCGGAGGGUCGCAGUGUCAUCCUGUGCGAACACAGUAAUUCAGAGCGGGGGUAUCUACAGGAGCUGCAGGGGCAGAUUGCAGAGAGACUGGAGGGCAAGGUAGAGGUGGUGGUGUCCAAGAAAGACCGGGACCCCCUGCUGGUGGUGUGA
This is a messenger RNA of Staurois parvus, 1119 nucleotides long. The record is from the annotation of a GenBank genome assembly. Lineage: Eukaryota; Metazoa; Chordata; Amphibia; Anura; Ranidae.